GGUUUAUGCCCUCUAGCGGUGAGUAUGAGUAAAGACUUAGCCUCUGUGACGCGCCGCAACGAUAGAGGGCGUCAAAGAAUGCAAUACAUGUAUACAUAAUUUCUUCGCACCUUGUGGCAGUGAGAGACAGGAAGAGAGACUAACCAUAACAAACAUGGCUCAAAGUCUGUCUGGUCGAGUUGGUCGUGCAGUUCUCGCAGGCAGAUGGAUCUCUUGUGUCGCUUCUCGAACCCUUUGCACGGCUGGACAAAAGGAGCCGUUGACGCUGAAAGAACAACACGGUGGAAUCAGGAGAAUAAUCUUGAACAACCCAAAGAAGAGAAAUGCUCUGUCGUUGGUCAUGCUUGAAUCCUUGCGAGAAAACAUCGUGACAGGAGUGGACAGCGACGACCUGCGUGUCAUUGUCAUAUCAGCUCGAGGGCCAGUGUUCUCCUCUGGACAUGAUUUGAAAGAGCUCACGUCAACCCAGGGCAGAGACUACCACACCAAAGUCUUUGGAGCCUGUUCCGAUGUCAUGACCUUGAUCCAGGACAUUCCUGUGCCCGUCAUCGCCAUGGUGAACGGGGUGGCGACGGCAGCCGGGUGCCAGCUGGUGGCCAGCUGUGACAUCGCUGUGGCAACAGAGAAGUCCACCUUUGCCACGCCGGGUAUCAACGUGGGGCUGUUCUGCUCCACGCCAGGGGUGGCCCUCGGCAGAGCCGUGCCCAGGAAGGUUGCCAUGGAGAUGCUGUUCACGGGGCAGCCCAUCUCGGCCCACGAUGCCUUGCGUCACGGCCUGCUGAGCCGCGUGGUGGCGGACGAGACGGCCCUGGAGGAGAGCGUGACGUCCGUGUGUGCCCGCGUGUGCCAGGCCAGCCGGCCCGUUGUGGCGCUGGGCAAGGCCACGUUCCAGCGUCAGAUGGCGCAAGGCAGGGACGCGGCGUACGCCACCACCUCCCGGGUGAUGGUGGAGAACCUGGCGCUGCGGGACGGCCAGGAGGGCAUCCGGGCCUUCAUCGAGAAACGGAAGCCCACAUGGACAAACAGCACGGAGAAGGCGCAUGAAUGAGUUAUACAGCAUAAGGGGGUUUUAGGGGAGAAGAUCAAGUAGUGUGUGUGUGGUGUGUGUGGUGUGUGUUACUUGUAAGACAUCAAGAGUGAGAGAUGAGUUCCAUUAGAUACAAGGUGUGUGUGUGUGUGUGUGUGUGUGUGUGUGUGUGUGUGUGUGUGUGUGUGUGUGUGUGUGUGUGUGUGUGUGUGUGUGUGUGUGUGUGUGUGUGUGUGUGUUUGCCUUGCCUGUGGUCACACACAGUCAGAAGACAUUAGCUGACACACAUGUGCUGGAUUGCGUAAGGGAUGCGUGUCUACUAUGUACAAAGUGUGUGUGUGUGUGUGUGUGUGUGUGUGUGUGUGUGUGUGUGUGUGUGUGUGUGUUCACACAGUGCUCUAAAGACAUUGGGACUGGGCCAUGAGAUGUGCUCUAUUAGGUGUGGAGUGUGAAAGGGAAGAUUAUAAAGAGGAUAUGGUGUGCCCCAUUACGUGUGUGCCAGGUAGAUUCAGAUUACAUUUCUUUUGUGCAUUAAUAGCGAGGCCUUUGAUCUGAAGAACAAGUCCGAUAUGCUUUGAUUAUGUUUGACUUGCAUAUUGCCACCCACUACGUAACUAAUAGAGAAGCACAGAUGAUAAUGAUUAUUGUAGGUGAUAACGCACGCCAUUAGGGAACAACAAACAGAACCAGCCCAUCAGAUUGCACAACAGUUGUGAGUUUGUUAGUCAUUAAACAAUGUGCUACUGGUUGAACAUUGCUGCUGUACUGAAGUGGUUAGAGUACUUACACCAUGAAUGGGUAAAUGCCUAUGUGACACCCAGGGUUGUGAAUCUUGACUUGGGGGAGAAUUUCCCAAUCUUGCCCACUGUUUCUCGCUGGUUCAUUUCCUCUUUAAAUCUUGUUAAUCAGUUGACUCGCCGUUAUAUUCCAAAAAGGGCAUUAUGGAAUGAAAGCUGAGUGCUUUGUGGAAACAUCCCCAGUGUCAGACUGCUUCUCUGCUUUGUUAAGAUUGUAAGGAUGAUCAAACUAAUCCACUGAAAAGUAACCAAAAAAAGACAAAUGUCAAUGCAUACUAUAUAACAUGUUUCUUGCACACAUUUCUCAUCUGCUACUAUGAUACGUUUGUAGUUUUCAGGAGAAAGAAAAAACAUUUUCUUGAUUUUUUUUUCUCAUUGUGUCAUGCCUCUGAAUGCCUAGCCCUUAGUGGCUGUGUGUGAAUGAUUAUGCAGGGUUGAUCAGGGUGUAAAAUAUUAAAAAUAAAACUGUGUUUUGUAUCCA
Engraulis encrasicolus (European anchovy) is the source of this 2305-nucleotide messenger RNA. RefSeq names its product enoyl CoA hydratase domain containing 3 (gene echdc3). Gene Ontology annotation, molecular function: hydro-lyase activity. Gene Ontology annotation, cellular component: mitochondrion. The transcript is spliced from 5 exons. The record is from RefSeq and is a predicted model, not a curated record. NCBI's taxonomy places the organism in Eukaryota, Metazoa, Chordata, Actinopteri, Clupeiformes, Engraulidae. The coding region runs from base 155 to 1048 and encodes 297 amino acids.